Molecule: messenger RNA, 1755 nt
Organism: Manduca sexta (tobacco hornworm)
Lineage: Eukaryota; Metazoa; Arthropoda; Insecta; Lepidoptera; Sphingidae
Product: UDP-N-acetylhexosamine pyrophosphorylase-like protein 1
Biological process (GO): UDP-N-acetylglucosamine biosynthetic process
Molecular function (GO): UDP-N-acetylglucosamine diphosphorylase activity
Source: RefSeq, a predicted model, not a curated record
AUGUAAACAAAAAAUGUCAGGCAAACGCCGACGUGUUUAGCAAUUUUAAUCGGCAGUGGUGGGGUUCGAGCGUUAACAUGCAUCGGGCAGUAUACGCUUUCUAAUCGCCGCGUUCGGUCGUGCAAACAAAAUGUCUUACGAAAAACUUUACGAGCGGCUUUCCGCUCACGGCCAAGACCAUCUCCUGAAGUACUGGCCGGAAUUGAGUGAAAAAGAGCGGGAACAACUAACAUCCGAAAUAGACAAUUUGGAUUUGGCGGAAGUGAAUCAGAUUUUCGAACGCGCUGUGGAAUCUUCGAAAAUUAUUUUGGAGAAGUUGGAUGACGAUUUGAAGCCCAUUCCACAGACGCAUUAUGAGGCCGUACCUUCUCUUACUAGAGAGAAGAUUGAAGAGUACGAAAACAUUGGUUUCAAAGAGAUUUCUGAGGAAGUCGGUGUUUUGCUGCUCGCUGGAGGACAAGCGACGAGGCUCGGCUUCGGGCACCCUAAAGGUAUGUUCAAUGUCGGCUUACCAUCGAAAAAAACCUUGUUCCAAAUUCAAGCUGAAAGAAUUUUGAGAGUGCAGCAAAUGGCCGCAGAGAAAUAUGGCAAAGAAGGCCGAAUUACUUGGUACAUCAUGACCUCACAACACACUAAAGGACCUACUGCAGAUUACUUCAAAUCUCAUUCCUACUUUGGACUCAACGAGGAUGAUAUAGUAUUCUUUGUCCAAGGAACAUUACCAUGCUUUGAUUUUGACGGUAAAAUAUUUUUGGAUGAAAAACACCAUUUAUCAUCAGCCCCUGAUGGCAACGGAGGGCUUUACAGGGCCUUAAAAGUCCAAGGAAUCCUUGAUGAUAUCGCCAAGAGAGGAGUGGAACACUUACACGCACAUUCUGUAGACAAUAUCUUAAUAAAAGUUGCGGAUCCAGUGUUCAUUGGCUAUUGUAAAACUAACGCAGACUGCGCUGCAAAAGUAGUACAAAAAUCUUCUCCUAGCGAGCCUGUGGGGGUCGUCUGCAGAGUGAACGGACACUACAAGGUUGUGGAGUACUCCGAACUUACUGAAGAAGCAGCUGAAAGACGGAACCCAGACGGACGGUUGACAUUCUGCGCUGGAAACAUCUGUAAUCAUUACUUCUCCUCCGAAUUCCUUACAAAAAUCUGCAAUUUCGAAUCUAAACUCAAACUCCACAUUGCUAAGAAGAAAAUACCAUACGUAGAUGAGAACGGAGUCCGUCAGAAACCAUCAGAACCGAAUGGUAUUAAGAUGGAAAAGUUCAUUUUCGACGUUUUCGAGUUCGCUGAGAACUUCAUUUGUCUAGAAGUAGCAAGGGAUGUAGAGUUCUCCGCUUUGAAGAAUGCUGACUCAGCGAAGAAGGAUUGCCCGUCCACCGCCAGGGAAGAUCUUCUACGGCUUCAUAGGAAAUAUAUAAGAGAGGCUGGUGGCAUAAUUGCUGAUAAUAUUGAUGUUGAGAUCUCUCCAUUGUUAUCUUAUGGUGGAGAGAACAUUGAGGAGUUGGUGAAGGAUGAGGUCUUCACCAUAUCCCCCUUCCAUUUAAAGAGCAUGCAUGAAGCUGCCACCAAUGGGCUUAAUGGUAACCAUUAGCGUUUUUAUAAAUUACUAUCGGUCAAAAUUCAAGUUAGUAUAUGAAAUACAUGAAAUUAUGAAUGAAUUGAUUGUAUUGAAAUUUCAGAAUUGUGGAAGCAAUAACAUUUUGUUUUUUAAGAAUUAUUGGAAGCAAUAGCUUUUUAUUUACGAAUCAAUUUAAAAAA